Parastagonospora nodorum SN15 is the source of this 9336-nucleotide messenger RNA. RefSeq lists its product as hypothetical. The transcript is spliced from 5 exons. Bases 1 to 9336 code for a protein of 3111 amino acids. Lineage: Eukaryota; Fungi; Ascomycota; Dothideomycetes; Pleosporales; Phaeosphaeriaceae. The record is from RefSeq and is a predicted model, not a curated record.
AUGGAAAUGUUUAUGGAAGUGUUCAAUCACCUUGUUCUACCACCGCAGCUUCCCGGCAAACAGGACAUCAAUACUGCUGGCAUUGGUGAUGCCAUUAUUCUACGACUGAUUCAGGCUACAAAUACUCUAAGCCGACUUGGUAGCGAUGGACAAACACCAACCUGGUAUGCGAUUCGUCAGUCUCUCUAUUGCCACCAAACUCUUCAUGCACUUGGCCGGCUUGAGAAACUGUCACUGAUUUCGGAAUUUCGCAACCUGGAUUCGGAUCAACUGCUGCUACUGCAUAUCGCGGAACAAAACGCUGCGCUCAUCGUUCGGUACAAUAACAGCAGUGUCCAAGCAGAAGCUGUCGUUUUUGAGGCUUUCGAGAUAUCGCCCCCAUCUGCCGAGGUGCUGGCUAGUGAAGGUGCUCUUGUUUGCGAUUUCCCCAACUGCUCAGCGCAGAUACCACUCAAUGAGUUCCAAAAGCCAUCCUUCCAACAGGCGCUCGCCGAAUUCCUGGAAAAAGGCAGCAUAGAACCCUUGAGAUGCUUUCAGGCUCUUGUGACAAAGGCCCAAACCCCAGUCGUCGAAUCGCGCGAUACGGGAAGUCCGGGGCUUAUAACUCACCUUCUCAUACCCUUGCUCGAGUCCCUGGGGUCCUCGGUGGACGAAGAUAUUCCUCAGUUGAGAAAAAGAGUUCGUGAUGACGCAAACAUUGAGGCAGCGGAAUUCCCCUGGCGAAGACUGCCUCUCUGGAUUACACUACGCGUGGGCAUCCAAAGACAAUUACAACUUUUACUAGGAGAUCAGGCUGGCAGAGCUUACUACAAGUUUUUUAUUAUCACUCUUCUCGUGGAGCUUCUACUCGAAUGCCCUGGAAGACUAGCACCUGAGCUGACAUUGAUCUUGCGAGCCAAAAUAUGUCGCCGUCUCGCAAAACUCGAGCAAGAAAAAGACAAGUCGCCAGAAGUGUACGACCAACUGUUCAGAGCUACCACAGCUUUCUUCAAAUAUAGUAUCGCGCAAGCCACACAGCUGGUGAAUUCAGCUUGGGAAAAGUUCAAGCGAGACACGACACGGCCUGUUCCUCGGCUCCCCACACGUGCUGAUCCGCAAGCGCAAUUCCUGUCUCUCCCCAACAGUGGAUCGUACCUCCAAAGUGUGAUGAAACUGCCUCGCUCACAGAAGCGAAUUGCACCUUCUUCGCAGCUUCCACCACUACAUGGUACGGCAAUUGAGCAGGUUGAGCAGUUUACAGACAUGUAUCAUCGAUUGACUGAGUUGGAGAGCAAAAUAGAAAGAGGUGAGGAGCCCCAGUUGACUGCAAAUCUUACCCUCGAGUCGUUUUGCGAAAAGAUAUCAGAUGCGAUACUCGGCCUUGUGAACAGUGUUGGGACAGCGUACGACUCUGAUCCUGAGCAAACGUCCACCUUCAUCCUGAAUCUUUUUGGACUUUGGGUGAGGCUGGACAAAUACAUGGUCAAGAUUUGCCCUCUAAUCCUGGAGUACCACCCAGUGUUCACUCCUCAGCUUUUGGAAGCCCUGCAUCUCCCAACCGCCGCAGGAAUGCGGUAUCUCCGUGACAUUCAGAGUUAUAUCCAUGGCAGAUGUGAGGGAUGCAAGCAUCAAACAACCAUAUUGUCCGAGCCCCAAAAGAAAUCCUUUGUGGUGAGAUAUUUUUCGACCUCUAGCUCAAUGCAGCAGCUCCACAAGAGAAUAAGUCUGGCAUCGGAGGUAUCACGUCAGGCGAAGACAUCAGAGUUGGAGAUAUGGUGGUCUCAGUUUGACAAACACUCCCUGGGCAUCUCUGGAGGCACAUGUACCUGCACAUUCAAUCGCGAUGGGACGCGAGAUCUCAAGGGAUGUACCAAAUGCUGGCACUGGCGAGCUCGGAAGCGCAUGCAGAUCUAUGCGCACGAGGACUUCCUUCCUAGUGACGCGAUCAAAGCGGCCGCAGUAAUCUUCGAGUUGGGUAUUCCAAGAUCGUUUGCCGCGUAUCGCAACGCAACCUGGAGGAUUUUCAUGUUGGCCUACCCUGCCAAACCGCAAUCCGGAUCGCCCACAAAGCUCUUGAAAGACUACGAGCCGCUCACAAGAUAUAAUUCGAGAGGUCCCACUGAUAUCACUAUUGCAUCGACAUCGAAAUCCUUCCGGGGUACACACUACAAGGUUAGCAAGAAGAGAAUGAAGGCAUCCGAAUCCGAUGUUCUUUAUCCCAAUGGUCUGAACUUCUCCUACUUCGACGUAGCUACAGAAACCUGGGUCAAAGACUUCGACAAAUCAUUGACGUUCCAACACGUAUGUGGAGUAACUGUACUUCCUGAGCUUCGGAGCUCCGUAGUACCAAGCUUGUUACACCCUCCCACGGUGGCAAUUGGACCAUCUUCAUAUGAAGCCGUCGCUUCGGAAACGCAGUGUCCGUCCGGCGUGUCAGUACAUGAGUUUACGGCAUAUCAGCGACUACUCUCAGGCAAGAAUCUUCGAUGGCUGACGAUGUUGGUCGAACUGGGUGCAUCGAAUGUGAACUUCAGCAGCGAGAGUACGAUGCACAUGUUCAAUCAUCUUGCCACUCAAGCUGGGCCGGCACAAGACAAGCAUGAUACACUCGGCGAUAUCCAUGCUGUCUUUAAGGACAUGUCAUUUUGUGAGUGCCUGACUACACAAGUAGAAAAGCGCCUCAACGACAUCACGUCGAACUGGCGUGAGGUCCACUGUAUGGAGGUCAUGAUCACGUUGAGCCUGCGCCUUUGUGAGUUGGCGGAACCCGGGACGCGAGCAGAUAAUCUCUUGGUUCAAGCCCGUCGCAUUACUUUAGCCUGGAUUGGCCGUCUCCGAGUCGACGUCAGGUAUGCCAAAGAGACUCACGUCGCGGAGACAGCCGCCAAAUACGCUUUUUGGGCGGCAUUGCUCUGUCGCAGGACAUUCUCCAAGAUUACAGACGCGGCGAUGUCAGAGAAUGAUUUAUCAAUAUUCAUUCAGGCAUCAUUAGCUCUUCAAGAAAACCUCCUUGUGGAUUUGGCCAAACUGUCGCCAGUCUUGAAGAGGAUGUUGAUUCGAGACACCAAAAUGACGUACAAGAUCAAAUUACUCUUGCUGCAGUCAAUAAUGACGCAUCCUCGGAGUAUUGGCAUGGCAAUCAACGCAUCAUGGUCAGGACCGGGGAGUUCGAGUGUAAAGUCUUUCGAUACCUGGCAGCAAGUCUCACCCAUACAUGAUCGAUGGGUGGUGGGUGUUAUGAAGACUUCAACGAAGCAUCCAGCAAAUACACAAGUAGUUCACUACAACUUCAUUGAGGGUCACUUGAUGGUCGAUGGCAAGCCCUUAGGAAGACUUCCACGCGAAGUUCGGGAAUCAGAUGAAGUGAGGCAGCUCUUCGGCAACCAGCAUCUUCUCACCUAUCCAUCUGCUGAGUUUGGCAUGUCUUACGUCCUCGCAUCGCAUAUAAACAACCGUGAGAUACACUUUGGAUCUCGGAAAGGCCGCGUCAUUAUCCGCGCUUGGGCUCGAGAUGAACUGCUGGAAUACAUUCCCUCUCACUGUUUCGUGGGAACUGAUAGUGUUGACCUUCCAGAUGGACUCAUCUCAAAUUGCGCGCAUUGGUUGAAUCUGAGCACAAGUUGUCUUGAGAUCCGACGCAAGCCUGUCUUGUGGAAGACACGAUUAAACGACUGGAGGAUUGACCUUAUGAAGUGGCAGGCUCAUCGGAGCAACAGAACGAUGUUGAUUGACCCUAAUUCUUACCUCUUCAAGCAAGUGGCCGACAUCUUUCGUCAUUUUGAAGACCCACGCAAAAUUACCGUCUUCCAGCCUAUCAACUCUAGGGGAAGGCUAUCUGUUGAGCUACGCCAUUUAGAACUCUCGUUCUUUGUGAACGUCAAAGGGCUUCUUCAAUGUCGAGAGCUGAAUGAAGAGAUCGAUCCCGAUCAAGACGCUGGCACUUUUUACGGUUUCGAGAGCAAAAUCGUACUGCGUGACGUCGAAAACAGUGCACGCCGCAGCGUCAUCACACCAUUCGGGAAAAUAUCUUUUCAACGUCGUGGGAUGCACGUGGCCGUGCGAGCAGCUGGCAGCACUGAGUAUGCAAAAUUUGGAAUUGACAACGUACUCGGCCGCUUGUCAUGCCCUCUUGAGCCGCGACUUCUUUACGCAAAAGCACUGUUUCAUGCGCACACAUCAUUCGUCAUACCGGAUCCUUUGACUGGCCGUACCGGCACCGAGGAAGCGUUCCACAUGCUCCAAUCGGGUUAUUGUCAACCUUGGGAACCGUUGGGGGAUGCAGCGAUCAAUAUCCUGAAACACAUUGCAGACCUUAGUCCAGAGCGGAAAUACUAUCCGGAGGACAAGCAAGCACUGCAGACUGUUUCUUGGUCCGUAAAACUCACUAUGACCAUUCAACAUGAUGGAUACGAAGGGCUUGUGCAUAAGAUACUCGAUAAGUCAGGUCAUCUCCAAGUGUUUGCCCAAAAUGCAGUGGAGGACCUCGACGUUAAUGUAUGUACUCCGUCUCACCUCCAGAAACGGGCUAUGACGCAGCGCCGUAUCUAUGAGCGUAGUAUCGACGAUACAGAUCGAGCAGCAGCUAACGACCGGAUUCACAUAUCUCGUGGCCAGCAAGCCAAUUUGGUGCAAGCACGCAAAGUUUAUCACGUUGCAAACCUAUUCAAGACAAAACCUUUCCGACUUCACACGCGUCAAGAGCUUUCCGCGAUAUUACAGGAUUGGCAGCUUAUCGGCGGGUUCCACAGGGUUCGUCAGACUGAGGUCGCGAGCCUGAGCGACCUAGUUGAGAAGAACGUUGAUGAGCAGUGGGGUAGUCUUGUGAACAUCUGUCGCCACUCCGAUCUUGGUGAACCCCACAGCUUGAUGUUCCGCCUAUCUCUUAUGUCGCUCAAUUCAACGACCGACUUGGACACCAUCAAAAUAUUGGCAGCGUUUGCAUCCCUGCCGACAUUGAGAAACUUGAUACCUCCAUCUUGUCCCUCGUUCAAUCAGUUCAAGCUGAAUGAGUUACCCAGCAUACAAUCCAUGCUUCGUGUGAUCUCUUUAGAUUUACCGGAGAAGCGUCAGUGGAUGCAAACAAGGGCCGAAGUAGUGCAUCGAAAGGCAUGUGAGGCUGAAGCGAAACGAUUAGCGCAACACUUCCUUGAUCAAUGGCCACAUGAAGAAAUCACUCUGAAUGGUUUCGACUCUGAUAUUAUUGAUCUAGGGCUCGCAAUGGAGCGUGUCGUCCCUGAAUGGGAGCGCUUGCAUUCGAACUUAUCCCUCUCAAAGUACAUACGUCACGUGGAGGACGUAUUGAGACAGCACACAGGACCCAGUGAUAUAUCGCAUGCCGACGCUUGGAGUUGGACACAAAAACCAUUCCACGGGAAAAUACAUGGUUCGGUCGUACCGUCGAUCUCGAGAGAUCUUCUGACGAAAUCGCUAGCAGUGCCCUUGGGACGCCAGGCCCUCGAGCUACUACCAUCCAUCGACAUUAAGCUUUCUACCAGUACGAAGGAGAACAUGAGAGCGAAAUUUCCAAACAAAGAGACCGUUGAGUUACGGCAGAUUCUUUCCGGCUUUGAGCGGCACUUAAAUCCUCUCCGCCUGCAGUACAGUCUUGAUCUAAAGAUGAGCCUUGAUGCUUUGGAGAGGACCAGAAAUGAGACACAAGUCUCUUAUACCACUCCAAAUAUCACAGCCAACGCAAAACGCAUCCGAGACCUUCGUACGAUGGUAGCCACUCAUUUAUCUCAAAUUCAGCGAGCUUUACAUAACGAUGACAGCCGCUUCUCAUGGCUAGAUCUUGGAAACCUCUGGCCUUGCACGACGUCGAUCGCAUUUUUGGAGCAACUACGCUCGAGCUCGUCUGUCAAGUUUGGGAGUUUCGUACAAGAGAUGAUUGUGGCACACGGCAUUCUCAUCACAGAGCUGCAGCAACUCGUGCGAGUUCAUCAUUACUUGUCUCAUGGCAAGGUUAAGGACCAUCAAGAAGAAAUUGGAAACGCUGGUCAUGAGAAUUGGAGUCCACUGGAAUGGCCUGAUUGGCUUCUCCUAGAGGUUGAUAGUGACAUUUUGAUCCGACAGGAGCAGGUUGACGUUGCACAUGCCAUUAUUGCGCCGAAGUUGAGGGAAAACACAGUAUUGCAGUUGAACAUGGGUAAAGGUAAGACAUCGUGUAUUGUUCCCAUGGCAAUGGCGGUGAUAGGAGAUGGCAAUCAACUCUCGCGUCUCAUUGUACCGAAGCCAUUACUUUUGCCAACCGCACAAAUGAUUCAGUCGCGACUGGGCGGCUUAGUCGGCCGCGAGAUUCGACACAUUCCUUUCUCCCGGAGGACCAACACCAACCCGCAAACACUUCAGCUCUAUAGACACCUUCAUCGGGAAAUGUUAGAAGGUCAAGGCGUUGUAUUGAUCGCGCCUGAAAGCCCUCUCUCAUACAAACUCAGUGGUCUUCAACAUCUCGCCAGCUCCAACAUGGACACUGCACGCGAAAUGAUUGAGUUUCAGACAUACCUCAACUCCAUUUGUCGGGACGUUCUGGACGAGUCGGACGUUUCAUUAGCGAUAAAGACUCAACUCAUCUAUCCAAGUGGCAAGCAGACCACAGUGGAUGGACACCCGCACCGCUGGCAAGUAGCGCAAUCGCUGCUAUCACUCGUGAAAGAUCACCUGCCAGAGCUUGAGCGCAAGUUUCCGCGCAACAUUGAAGUCCUGAAGCGUGGUCAGGGUUAUCCAAUGAUAUACAUCCUUCAAGAAGAUGUGGAGGAGGAUCUGCACCGACGCAUAGUUGAUGAGAUCUGUACUGGAAGCACCUCAUUUCUUCGCUUCUCGGAUCAUGAUUCGGACAGCUGCGGUGCUCACUUGCGUAGAGUGCUCUUGGACAAGACUUUAGACAACGAAUUGCUGGAGCGUGUGGCUGAACUGUUCGCCGACGAGGACAUUGCGUUCAAAACGCUGUUGCUUGUUCGGGGUUUGUUGCAAAAUCGAAUAUUGCUUCUUUGUCUCAGAAAGCGCUGGAACGUACAGUAUGGGUUGCACCCCAAUCGCGAUCCCAUAGCAGUGCCCUUCGAAGCGAAAGGGAUUCCUUCCGAGCAGGCUGAAUUUGGACACCCUGACGCUGCAAUUAUCUUCACCUGCUUGGCUUUCUAUUAUACUGGUCUUAGCGCUGUCCAAUUCCGCGACGCUCUUCGCCAUAUCCUGGCAUCACAUGAUCCCGCCAGUGAGUACGACAGGUGGACGAGCAGUUGCGACUCGCUUCCCGAGGCUUUGCAUCAUUGGAACGUUAUCAACUCCGAUGACCAUAGUCAGGUGGAGGAACUCUGGAGGCAUCUUCGAACGAACCGAACCGUGCUCGACCACUACAUGAACCACUUUGUGUUUCCAGCGCACGCCAAACAGUUCGACACCAAGUUACAAGCCUCUGGAUGGGAUCUGCCCUUAUUUUCGCGAGUAAAACUGGAUAAGACACCCAUACGUGCAAGGACCACUGGGUUUAGCGGCACCAACGACAACAAAAUGAUGCUACCGCUAACUAUUCAACAGAGUGAUCUGCCAAACUUGCAUCAAACAAACGCCGAGGUACUUACCUACCUAUUGCAAGAACGAAAUCGUGCAUAUCACCUUGUAGCUCGUGAUGGAAAACGAUUAUCCGAGAUAGGAUUCCUUGGACAGCUCAGAGACAAAAAGAUUCGCGUGCUCAUUGACGCCGGUGCUUACAUACUCGAAAUGAGUAAUGAAGAUUUGGUCAAGGCAUGGAUGGACAUAGACACUGGGCCAUCUGCAGCUGUGUACUUUGGUGCUGACAAUCGAGCCUGGGUGCGAUACCGUGGUACCAAGGCGCGAGUCCCUUUGCUAGCAACUCCGUUCGUUGACAAUCUAGACCAUUGUCUCGUGUACCUGGACGAAGCUCAUACGAGAGGCAUAGAUCUAAAAUUGCCUCAGCAUGCUUGUGGUGCGCUGACACUUGCUCUUGGACAGACCAAGGAUCACACUGUGCAAGCUGCCAUGCGCCUCCGACAACUUGCAACGACUCAAUCCAUCUGCUUCUUUGCGUUUCCAGAGACCCAUCACUCCAUUGUUGACUUUUGUGCAUUGAACGAAAACGACAAAGUCAAUUCUUCUCAUGUCGUUGCUUGGUUAUUGGAACAAACGUGCCGUACGAAUGAACAGCUCCAAAACCUAUACGUCUCUCAAGGUACCGACUUUUGUAACCGCAUAAACGCGGAAUGGGAGAAUGCGGCCUUCCUCUCUAAUGCGCAAGAGAGGAGUGCAUAUAUUCGGGUGCUUCAACACCCUGAACAGCAAACACUUGAGCAGUUAUAUGGACGCUGCGUGAAAGAAACCCACGGUAUAUCAUCCCAAACGACUAUGUCUCCACAGCUCCAAACGUUCAGGCACAAACUCAGGGAGCUCAGUCUGGGUAUGUCGGAAACGGCAAAUACCCUGCAUUCUUCUGCGCUAGAGGAAGUAGAACAAGAACGCGAGGUAGAAUUUCAAGUCGAAGAAGUCCGCGAGGUGCAGAAAGCCAUACAUUACAAAGCCUAUGCAUUCCCUGGACUUCACCCUGCCAUCUCUGGCUUUGUGAGUACUGGUCACCUGUGUGGACACAUGGGUUAUGAACACGUUUUCGACGCUGUAUCGCGCACGUCAGUCGGUGAGAGGCUUGGAAUAUCAAGCAACGGGUCUGGCCUGUUCGUUUCGGCAGAGUUUAUGAGGACAAUCCAAUCGAACGACCCUGGCUUGAUUGAUAACUUUCUGCGUCCUGUUGAAUGGAUCCUUUACAAUCCCAUCACAUUCAACGCGCUCGUCAUCGUUGCCGAGGAAGCAGAGAUUGUGAUUUCUCAACUUCGCUCACAAGGGUGCCCUCCCAAAGUCCACCUCCUUGCGUAUUCAGCACCAGUCACGAAGAAAAUGCUACGAUUCAGUAGCCUACGAUACUACUCUUUUCCACCGCUUCGAAGCGACCACAUCAUUCCACAAAGCAUUAUCAUCGAACUCGGUAUCUUUGCAGGUCGCUUGUACAUGGAGUAUGAAGAAUGUGCACCUCUGGCAAAGUACAUCGAUGACGCCAGCAUACAUAGGCGAUCUGAUGCAACAAAGACUGAAACAAUCAGCUUCAUCCUAGAGUGGCUUUCUCUUCGUCGCAAAGGUCAGGACGUUAUGCACACCCCGCUUGGAUACGUGUGCCAGGGUCGUCCGCUAGGUAUUGAGCAUGCGUUCUUCGUGACCAACUGUGCUGUUGAUAGCGGCGUGGCCGAGCCUUAUCGGACUGAUAGAUCUAUCACCGGGGUGCAAGAAGAUGAGGAUGAAGGCGAGGACGAUAAGUGGUAUGACGUGGAAGAGGGCUUGCCCCAUGCUAGUUCGAGCUAG